UCUUUUAAUGUUUGAAGUUCCAACACCAUCAUUCGCAAAGUCCGGUAGUAGGACAGUUCCUCCGGCACAAUUUACCAUUGAUUAUACAACAUCAUUGGAAAAUAGCAAUAUCCUGAAUCCUCAGCGCCCUCAUAAGGAUACUCCAGUUAGCUCGUUGGAGCAGGAUUCAAAUAAUGAAGCCAUAAAGACGCCCUUGCAUAGAGAGGAAAGAAUACGUCGUCCUCCAAAUUCUUUCCUUCUUUAUAGGCAAGCAAAACAAUCCGAGAUAACAA
Messenger RNA from Racocetra fulgida, 272 nucleotides. Lineage: Eukaryota; Fungi; Glomeromycota; Glomeromycetes; Diversisporales; Gigasporaceae. The record is from the annotation of a GenBank genome assembly.